Messenger RNA from Opisthorchis viverrini, 1753 nucleotides. RefSeq lists its product as hypothetical. Gene Ontology annotation, cellular component: ciliary basal body; BBSome. The transcript is spliced from 5 exons. The record is from RefSeq and is a predicted model, not a curated record. Gene Ontology annotation, molecular function: phosphatidylinositol-3-phosphate binding. NCBI's taxonomy places the organism in Eukaryota, Metazoa, Platyhelminthes, Trematoda, Opisthorchiida, Opisthorchiidae. The coding region runs from base 504 to 1130 and encodes 208 amino acids. Gene Ontology annotation, biological process: intracellular transport; cilium assembly.
UGCAACUUUGCCUUAAAAUCGGUGCGCCAGAUUUCGAGGGGUUCUUUGGAGUCUCUGCAUAUAAUUGCGAGAUCUUUUGGCACUCGCUACGAAUUCAUAUUCACCCCUCUGACAAAACAAAAUGUACAACUGUUCGCCAUAUUACUAUCCGUGUACAAGUAGGGAUGGUAAAAGUUUGAACAACUGAAUUUCCUGAAAGAGCUUACGAUUCAAGCCGCCUUUACAGAGAACUGAGACUACGUGCAUGUCUACUGGAAAACAUGAAGCUAAUAUUGCUCCCCGGCGAACGGAUGUACGAUGAGUUGGACGGUGUCUGGAGCCUGACGACUGAUCAGGUAACAGCCAUUCCUAAUUAAGCGAAAACGUGUUCACAUUCGAGGGUAAUUUGGGAAGGUUGUACAUAACCAGUAUUCGAGUCGUUUGGACCUCAAGCGUAAGUGCUAACCUUAACAUCAGCCUUCCAUAUCUACACAUGGUAGGUAGAUAUUUGAAUAACUUCUAUUAUGCUCCAGAAUUCUAUAAAAAUACAGAAUUCGAAAUUUGGAAAAGCUCUCGCAGUCGAAACUUCUAAACAGUGCGGAGGCUAUCUUCUGGGUUUUCGAACCGACCCCAUUGACAAGCUGACAGAUAUUCAGAAGCAAAUCAUCAGUCUGCGGCAGUUGUACGAUAAAAAUCCCCUGUUCGGAGGAGAAUUAAGCAACGAAGAACAUGAGCUCGUGUCCACCCUUCGCGUGAUUCUGAAAAAGGAAACCUCAGAGGAAGUCGGUCGACUGGUCAAGCCAGCGCAACCCACCCAGUGUGAUCAGCUCAUCUAUCGUUGUCAGAAUGCAGCUGUCAACAAUCAGGCCAACGUAUUGACUCCGGCUUUAAGUAAUGGUACUGAGGUGAUUCAAAGCAUACAUCGCCUUCUUUUUUUCAAGGAUCCGGUUGAAAAUCCACAGGACGAAACAGACGACGACAUACAAGAAGCUCCGGUGGAUCGAGGCGAUGUAUUGUCGUUUUACCUCGCCGAAGACCCGAAGGUUACAAGAGAUAGACCCAUCUACAGCGAAGAGCUCGGAGUCGCUAUCGAACCACUACCAGAAGGUUAUACUCUGGAGGAGCUUUGGACGAUUUUUCCUGAAAAAUAGUGAUACCACGCGAGAGAAUCUAAUGCAUCCGUAAUUAUGUUCCACCAACUUCAUCUUUGCAUGUAGUUUUAUUGCCUUUAUGAAAAGUAUCACAUUGUACAAAAAUUAUACGCAAUAGUACAAUAGUUCACAAGACAUGUCAACCACCAUGAAGGGAGGAAAUAAAGGCAAUCCUGUCUGAGUCGCUCAAUGUAUAAUCAUAUUCUCCUAGGAGACUGUAGUCCGUGUCAUUGAUCAAAAUAAGGAUACCAGGACGAAUGUGGCCGGCUUGGAGGAAUAAUUCUGGCCUUUCUUGCAACAAAUUGUCGCGCAACCAACAAAGUAAAUCUUUCAGGUUAACGACCGAAGAAGGAACAUCCACAAAAUGUUCUUUGACUUUGCCAAAUAAAAGCUCUGCGCCACCUCCAAACUCUAAAUGGAGCUUCAUGGGGAAAAAUGUAGCCUCGAAUACAGUGAUAAGGUAUGGGAAAGAUGAGCUGUGGAAAGGAACAUGAACAAAUGUGAACUAAUAUGAAACAAGUUUGGAGCAAAACAGAUGUCAUUCUUCAGUACAACACGCAUUCACAAUGCAGCAACCAGGCAAUUAAAGAAACUAAUUGAAUGGACUUUCAUGCGACUAGUUC